GACGUUGACAUGCUGCCAGGGCCCAGGAUGGACCUCGCGGCUGGGCUAGCGGACCUCUUCAGAAGAGAGCCACCGUGCAAAAAGUGCGCGUACAUCUUGCCGGUGUUCGAGCUGGACGCGAGACUGGCUGGCCCACCGAAGGACAAGUGGGAGCUACAACAGCUGGUGGAGGACAGGCUGGCCCGUCCUUUCCACUGGGAAAUCUUCAAGGACAACCAGAUGUCCCUGGAUCCGACUCGCUGGCUGCAGCACGCUAACGCCUCUUCGACGCAGUUGUCCGUGGCCUACAGCGUCAAGUACGGAUGGGCCUUUGAGCCGGUAUAUGUGGCAGCCAGCGGAGAGCUGCCCCUGUUUGACGAGAGCUUCGUAGGGUACGGCUUUACAAGAAACACGCAAGCAUACGAGAUGUUUGCCUCCGGUUGGCGGUUCUUCGUCCUGGACGACGCGUUCCUCAUUCACUGGGGCCUGCAGUCGAUAGAGAAGCGGCCCAAGUGGCGCUGGAAGGAGAACACCAUCAACAGCGAUCGAUUCCGCAAGUGGGUGAAUCGAGUCGCUCUCAAGUACGACGUGGACGAGAUGAAGCUUACGUGGAGAUACGCCGACUACGACUCGGCUAUGACGACGUGCCCUCGGCAAAAGUGCAAAUCAGCGCGACCCAAACCUACAAAGUCAACUCCGUCACCAAAGAAGCAGGAAAAACCUGCAAAGGCAACUCCGACACCAAAUAACCAGGAAAAGCCUACAAAGGCAACUCCGUCACCAAAGAAGCAGGAAAAACCUACAAAGGGAACUCCGUCACCAAAGAAGCAGAAAAAACCUGCAAAGGCAACUCCGACACCAAAGAAGCAGGGAAAGAAGGCCUAGGCCCAACGAGAUGUGGAAUUACACAGAAAGUGUUCGUGACAGCAGACUGAAAACGUGUUAGCUAGUCUUCAAACUGUGCAUAUUUGUUUUUUUUUAUGAUUUCUUACUGAAGUACUGUCUAUGUUUAUUGAUGACACUUAGGAACAUUUGCACGGAAACUGAAACAAGCUUCUGUUGCUUACACUGUGGACAUGUCUUUGGUGCCUCUAUGAAAAAAAAUGAGUCAUGGGUUUAGCUCUGUUUUCAUCAACCAUUACUUGUGGGCUUGCCUUAUUGUUUC
Messenger RNA from Schistocerca serialis cubense, 1144 nucleotides. RefSeq names its product beta-1,4-glucuronyltransferase 1-like. Bases 10 to 864 code for a protein of 284 amino acids. NCBI's taxonomy places the organism in Eukaryota, Metazoa, Arthropoda, Insecta, Orthoptera, Acrididae. The record is from RefSeq and is a predicted model, not a curated record. The transcript is spliced from 3 exons. Gene Ontology annotation, molecular function: glucuronosyltransferase activity.